AUGUCUUCCAUCACAAAUCAGAGCACAAAGAAGUUGGAACAGGGCACCAACCAGGCUCUGCCAAACACAGAGUUCAGCAGCGGAGUCUUUGAGUCAGGCAGUCAACCAAACGAGGGCCUCCGAGAAUUAAACAAAGAGGUCGAAAACACACCAGUCGCCAGACAGCCCGCUACCGAGUCACAUCACUCCGGGGGUGGCAGCAUCUGGAGUGAUGAGAUCAAGCCCUCGGAUGAAGCCUCGAUGUCGUCUCUAGCUCGAUUCUGGACGCGGUCAUACGCACCAGACUAUGUCGGCUUCGUGGUCCUGCUCGCCGCAUAUGCUUUGAUCGUCCUCCUCGUCGAGCCCUUCCACCGCCUAUUUUAUAUCAAUGACCUGGCGAUUUCCUUCCCGCACGCCGAAGUCGAGCGCGUGCCCGUGACCCUCAACGUAGUCUACGCAGCCGCCGUUCCGCUGGUCCUGAUCAUCCUCACCAACAGCCUGACGGGCGCCUCGCGGCACAAGCACCACGUCGCGAUCCUGGGGCUCGCGAUCGGCCUCAUCCUCACGAGCUUCCUGACCGACACGGUCAAGAACACGGUGGGCCGCCCGCGGCCCGACCUGGUCGCGCGGUGCAAGCCCGCGCCCGGCACGCCCGAGAACACGCUGGUCGGCGUCGAGGUGUGCACCGAGACGCGCCACCACGUGCUGCACGACGGCUGGCGCAGCUUCCCCAGCGGCCACAGCAGCUUCAGCUUCGCGGGGCUGGGGUACCUGAGCUUGUUCCUGUCCGGGCAGGUGCGGCUGUUUGUAGUUGGCGGCGGCGGCAGGAAAGAUGGCAGCUCAGGUCAGGGGGCCAAUGGAAGGGCUGGCGUGGACGGUGAUGACAGGGCGGUAUAUGCCAGAGGCGACCUCGCUCGGGCCCUGCUGUGUCUGGCUCCCUUGCUCGGAGCUGCUAUGAUUGCGAUCAGCCGGUGCCAGGACUACCGCCACGAUGUUUAUGAUGUGUGCACGGGUGCGCUGCUGGGCUAUGUGGUUGCCUUCUGGAGCUACAGGAGGUACUGGCCACAGCUGACCAGCUGGCAUUGCCAUGAGCCGUACCCGGGCCCUAGCGACGGUGGAGCAGGUCUACCUCUGUACGGUCGGCUUCGGGACGAGGAAGAGGGCAUCGGGGGCGGGAACAAUGUAGGCGUGGAACUGGACUCUCUCCCGGCCAGGCACUGA
Molecule: messenger RNA, 1200 nt
Organism: Diaporthe amygdali
Lineage: Eukaryota; Fungi; Ascomycota; Sordariomycetes; Diaporthales; Diaporthaceae
Exons: 5
Coding region: 1-1200 (399 amino acids)
Biological process (GO): phospholipid metabolic process
Molecular function (GO): phosphatidate phosphatase activity
Source: RefSeq, a predicted model, not a curated record